AUGCGCCUGUUGAUCUGUGUGCUAUCUGCGCUGAUUUCAUGCGGGGAUGGGAACGGGACUGGAGAGUUCACUUCUGCCGGACAGUCUCUGCAUAUCAAUGACAGGAACUUUUCAAACCGGGAUCACAUGAAACAAGAGGCUUUUCAGCACCGACAACGAGCUCUCGAUGCCUUGUCAGAUUCUGCUUUUGACCUAAAGGUCCAGGUUAACAACGUGCUGAGUCGUCAGUACCUGAGCCAGGCGGCGGUGGAGGUCUACAUCAACUACACAAGGACCAACACCGCUCUAACUGGGGAGGAUGGCAGUGUUUUGCUCCAUGUACCUUACCAAACUGGGAUGCCAAUCACAAUUGUGGCCAGCAAGGAUGGCUACAUUUGCACACUGCUGCCUUGUAAAACCAACAGAAUGCCAAUAUUUUCGUCCGUGACCAUGUCUCUACUUGGCCUGAAUCCGGGGAACAUCUGGCUCUUCGAUGAUUCUGUCCUGAUCACUGGCAAAAUUGCAGAUGCUGCUGCACAGCCUUUUGUCCAGUUUCCCAAGAGCCUGCUGAAUCUGACAGACAGCAGUAAUGCCACCUCGUUUAAAGCCUACCUGACCAUCCCCAAGCUGCCGUCAAAGGAGGAAAGCUUUCUUCACACGUUGGGCAUCAUGAGCAGUAAAUCAGGAUACGUCAGUGUGGAGUUGAGUCCGGUGGCGGCUGUCAGUGUGCAGCUUUUCUCAGGAGACACGGAGCUCCAUGUGAGUGGGCCAAUACAGAUCAGCCUCAGCAUUCCAGACAGCUGUGGACUUCAGGCUUCCAAUGUGGUUCCAGCGUGGUUCCUUAACCGGACCACUGGUGGAUGGAUGAGAAAGGGGCUCGGGAAGGUGGUGUCAGUAGAAGGGAAACUCAUGUGGACAUUCACGGCACCUCACCUUGGUUACUGGAUUGCAGCACCUUUGUCAUCCACCAGAGGUUUCUUCGGACUUGCCAUCCUCAUCUCACACCAUUCAUCUCUCCUGAUGUUUGUCCUUGGAGGAAUGCUUGUUACUGUCACCUGUCUCCUGGUUGGGUUAUUGUUCUAUUGCAGACGUUCACUGAGAGAAACUAAAACAAAGAUCCAAUCAGUGAUGAGAAAAGACCAAACCACCUCAACAUGUGACUGUCAAGUCUUCGAAGUAUCUUCAGCGGAGGGUGGAAUGAACCAUUCAUUAGCAGAAAGGGGGGAUGAUCGGCACAAUGCCACUGUUAUUUCUAUGCACAACGCCGAUGUAAUAGCCAACCCCAAUGCUGUGACCAUCAGGGUUGGGCGUAAUGAAAUGGGGCAAAACACUGACCUGAACGAUCUGAUGGGUUUGAACGAACCCACAGAUCUGAUCAGAGCUCCGGCCUCUCUUACAGAUAAUUUGUUUUUCUACAACCAGCCUGUUGCCAUUUUUCAUGCUCCUGCAUUCUUCCACUUGGAGGAGCAGCUGGAGCAGGAUCAGUGGAGCAGGUCGUCCACUCUUCCCUGCGCUGGGUCUGCAGCUGAGCCGCCGAGUCAAGACACCUACACUAAGACUCUGCCAAAAGGUCCCUCUGCCACCCAGGACCAGGCAGAGGAAAAUGAGGACCAGCUCGGGGUUCUAGAGGGCUCUGAGGCUGCAACUUCAAGCAGCACAUCCAGGGGUCACUUCACCCUUACGGAGUCAGCGUCAGUCCCAGGGACGUUGAAUAAAAUAAGGGCCAGUGGCAGACACUCGGUGCACACCUUGGCAGAACUUUCUAAAAUCCCCUCAACCCAGCCUCCUCGAGCCUGGUUUGUGUCACUGGAGGGUAAACCAUUAGCUGAGAUCCAUUACGCUGUGUCAGAGCAGCAGAGGCGGCGAAGGCCAGUCGAGAGGCGUGAAACCAGCUUAGACUCUGGAGUGGAUAUGAGCGAACUGAACCAGACGCCUGGAAGGAGGGCCGUAACUCUGGAGCGUAAUGCCACUUUUGUCAAAAGCAGUAAACAUGCACCUCCACAAUAAAAGCCCUUAACACCUCCAUGCCUAACGCCCCCUGAGUUUGUAUGAACAGCAUCGGUUCUAUGUGUGACACAAGAUUUUACUUCUUAUUGCUUCAUGUUUUUCAUCAAUGUUAAGGCGCUAAUCCAAGUUGUGGGUAGAAGCCCAUUUCUACCAUCGGAUUCCACACAGACUGUGUUGUGACUGUUGUGCAUGUACAAAAGUGUGAACAGUCCAAAGCAGAGAAUGUGGAUUUAGCAGUUGUUUUUCACAAGUUUUAACAAGAAACAUAGCAAAUUUGUGUCAGAUAUAAUUUCCUACUGUUAAAUUGCAUAGUUGUCAACUAUUCCUUCAACGUGUGUAAAAAAACAGCAACGUGAUUGAGAUUAAUGAGGUCAAACACUGCCAUAUUGACCACUCUUACAUUUUUUAUCCCCCCAGAUUAACGGACA
This is a messenger RNA of Anoplopoma fimbria (sablefish), 2414 nucleotides long. RefSeq names its product protein FAM171B-like. The record is from RefSeq and is a predicted model, not a curated record. Bases 1 to 1986 code for a protein of 661 amino acids. The transcript has 8 exons. Lineage: Eukaryota; Metazoa; Chordata; Actinopteri; Perciformes; Anoplopomatidae.